AUGAUAGGAGACUUUAAAGUGAUAAAAAAAUGUAGCACAACAAAUGCAAGAGUUUCAAAGCUCGAGCUAAAUGAUGUAUGUCUUGAACUGCCUAUAUUUAUGCCUGUAGGGACCUAUGGAGCGAUGAAGGGAAUACGUGUCUCUGACCUCCAAGAGAAAAUGAUCUUGGCAAAUACAUACCACCUUAGGGCAUUGGGGAAAGGCAUCAAGAAGUUUAUGAAGUAUAGGGGAGGGAUGCUAACAGAUUCUGGAGGAUUCCAGAUUGGGAGUCUGCCUGAUGUUGUUGUCACAGAGGAAGGAGUGAAGUUUGGAGCCACAUUGUUUACUCCUGAAGACAGCAUGGACAUACAAAUGAAGCUAGGUGCUGACAUUGUUAUGCAACUUGAUGAUGUUGUAAACCCAUGUGAUACCAAGGAAAAGAUAGAAAUUGCAAUGAGAAGAUCCAUUAGGUGGAUGGACAGAUGCAUCAAUGCAAUCAACAGUCACGGAGUUAAUGGGCAUAAUAAGAAAGUCAAGAGAGAGAUGAAUGUUCCCCAGAUAAAGCUUGACGAGAAGAGCACACAGAUAUUGUUUCCUAUAAUCCAGGGAGGCCUUGACGAAGAGCUAAGAGCAGAAAGCAUUGCAGAAGUUCUCAAAAGAUCUCCAAAAGGUCUUGCAAUAGGUGGACUUAGUGGAGGAGAAGAAAAGUCUGAGUUUGCAAGAGUCGUUCACUUUUGUAUUCAGAAUCUUCCGGAGAAUAUCCCAAGAUAUCUUAUGGGAGUAGGGUAUCCCGAGGACAUUGUGGUAUGUGCAGCGUUAGGAAGUGACAUGUCUGAUUGUGUCUAUCCAACAAGAACUGCUAGGUUUGGAAAGGCUCUUUCUGAUACAGGAGAUAUCUUAUUCACAUCAAAGCUUAAGAAUGAUAAAAGAAGAAUAGACGAGUCUUGCGAUUGCUAUGUGUGUUCUAAAUACUCAAGGGCAUUUAUAUUUUCCAUCAAAGGAACCACCAACUUCUGCAUGCUUCUCUCAGUUCAUAACUUGCAUUACAUGAGGAACCUCACAAGGAGAAUCAGAGAGUCCAUAAUGGAAGAUAAAUAUCCUGAAUUUAUUAAAACCUUCAUGAGAAGAAGAUUCAGAGAAAUACCCGAAUGGAUAAGAAUAGCUCUUAGAAAGGUUGGGGUAGAAGUCUGA
Encephalitozoon romaleae SJ-2008 is the source of this 1170-nucleotide messenger RNA. RefSeq names its product queuine tRNA-ribosyltransferase. Bases 1 to 1170 code for a protein of 389 amino acids. Gene Ontology annotation, molecular function: tRNA-guanosine(34) queuine transglycosylase activity. Gene Ontology annotation, cellular component: cytosol. Lineage: Eukaryota; Fungi; Microsporidia; Unikaryonidae. The transcript has a single exon. The record is from RefSeq and is a predicted model, not a curated record.